Benincasa hispida (wax gourd) is the source of this 2917-nucleotide messenger RNA. RefSeq names its product G-type lectin S-receptor-like serine/threonine-protein kinase At4g27290. Gene Ontology annotation, molecular function: protein serine/threonine kinase activity; ATP binding. The record is from RefSeq and is a predicted model, not a curated record. Gene Ontology annotation, biological process: protein phosphorylation; recognition of pollen. Gene Ontology annotation, cellular component: plasma membrane. Lineage: Eukaryota; Viridiplantae; Streptophyta; Magnoliopsida; Cucurbitales; Cucurbitaceae.
AAGUCCACUCGAAGAGCCGUUCAAUUUCCUUCUUGGUGCCUUCAUUUUCAAGGAAGAAGGAAAAAUCCAGCUCAACGUCAACAUCCUUUGGAAAAUGCCGUACUAAUCGGUCUACAGCGACUCCAUUGAACACAUAACAGUAUGUUCUUUUACUUCUAUCAGUAUUUUAUUUGAAACUGAUACUCAUGGCCGCCCCAUCGAUAUGGACUCUUUCCUUCCAGUAUUGCUGGCCUUUAACUUAGUCUUGUAUCUCUUCAGCUAUGUAUCUGCCACUGAUUCCUUAACUGCUCAAAACCCACAUCUCAGAGAUGGAUUUAGUCUGGUCUCCAGUAAUGGAAACUUCGAAUUGGGUUUCUUCAGUCCUGGUCUUUCCAGAGACCGUUACUUGGGAAUUUGGUUCAAGAAUCGGCGAGGUCCGACCUCUGUUUGGGUUGCUAACAGGGAAAACCCCAUUAAUGGCUCGUCUGGUGUAUUGGUGAUGAACAUUACAACAGGAAAUCUUACACUCUAUAGCCAUAAUAACACGGCCGUUGUUUGGUCUGCCAGGUUACUGAGAAAAGUCCCCAAUGGGGUUUUGCAGCUAUUGGACAAUGGAAAUCUUGUGCUGAGAGAUGGGGAAGAUGAAAAUCCCCAAAACUACUCCUGGCAAAGUUUUGAUUACCCUACUGACACUCUCUUGCCUGGAAUGAAGCUGGGUUGGGACUUGAGAAAUAACAUAAACAGAAGAUUAGAUGCUUGGAAGAAUCCCAAUGACCCAUCCCCUGGAAACCUCAGUUGGAGGAUGGAGCUUCAUGAAUAUCCUGAGUCUGUCAUGUGGAAAGGUUCCCAAGAAUACUUCAGGCAUGGCCCAUGGAAUGGUGUGAGAGUCACUAGUAGACCACUGGGUAUUGCACCAAUUCUGAACUUUAACUUUGUUUCAAAUGAAGAUGAAGUUUACUACCAAUACUCUGUUGUUAAUAAGUCUCAUACAGUGAUGGUGGUGAUGAACCAAUCCAAUUACCUGCGCAUAAUGUACUUAUGGUCCACAGCUGAAAGACAGUGGAGACUUUACACAUCAUUACCAAGAGAUUUUUGUGACAAUUAUGCCCUGUGUGGUCCUUAUGGGUAUUGUGAUAUAAGGGUAACUCCAUCUUGUAAAUGUCUAGAAGGGUUUAAGCCAAGAUCACCUGAUAGUUGGGCGGCGGGGGAAUUUGCGGACGGUUGUGAACGAAACAAACUGAUGAACUGUGGUGAUGAAGUUGGGUUUGCACAGCUCAACCAGCUGAAAUUGCCAGACACAAAACAUACUUGGGUCAACAAAAGCAUGAAUCUUGAAGAGUGCAGGCAAAAAUGCUUGAGAAAUUGCUCUUGUAUGGCUUAUGCAAAUACAAAUAUCAGUGGGAGUGGUAGUGGCUGUGCCUUGUGGAUUGGUGAUCUAAUUGACUUGAAAUUGAUCCCGGACGCAGGACAGGAUUUGUAUGUUAGAAUGCUAGCAUCAGAAUUAGUCAAGCGUAGUGAGGCACCCAAAACUGGAAGAUUGAACCGUAAGGUGAAGAUUUCUUUGGUUGUGAUUGUUGCCAGUUUAAGUUUGGCUACCCUCUUCAUAUGCUUAUACAUUUUCAAAAGGAGAUCAGCCGUCAAAGAUGACCAUGAGAAAGUAGAAGCUCAAGACCUGGAGCUUCCCAUGUUUGAUCUAUCCUUGAUAAAUAGUGCCACAAAUAACUUCUCGAUUGAUAAUAAGUUAGGAGAAGGUGGCUUUGGGCCAGUAUAUAAGGGCAAGCUUACAAAUGGACAAGAUGUUGCAGUGAAGAGACUUUCACGGAGUUCUGGACAGGGAAUGAACGAGUUUAAGAAUGAAGUAAUCCUGAUUGCAAAACUUCAACAUCGAAAUCUUGUAAAGCUUCUUGGUUGCUGCAUUCAAGGAGAAGAGAAAAUGUUAGUUUAUGAGUAUAUGCCAAACAAAAGUUUGGACUUCUUUAUUUUUGAUCGAACACAACGUCAAUUAUUAGACUGGUCAAAACGAUACCACAUUAUUUGUGGAAUUGCUAGAGGAUUCAUGUAUCUUCAUCAAGAUUCUCGAUUGAGGAUUAUACAUAGAGAUUUAAAAGCAAGUAAUGUUUUACUUGAUAUGAAUAUGAAUCCAAAAAUCUCUGAUUUUGGUCUUGCUAAAACUUGCGGUGGAGAUCAAACUGAAGGACGAACGAUAAAAGUGGUCGGAACUUAUGGAUAUAUGGCACCUGAAUAUGCUUUUGAUGGACGAUUUUCAGUAAAAUCUGAUGCUUUUAGUUAUGGCAUUUUGUUGUUGGAGAUCAUUAGUGGGAAAAGAAGUAGAAGUUUCUGCCACUUGAAUGACCAAAAUCUUAUUGCAUAUGCCUGGCGGCUGUGGAAAGAAGGAAAUCCAGAGGAACUGAUUGACGACACCAUUCGAGAAACGUGCACCAUUUCAGAGGUAUUGAGAUGUAUCAAUAUCAGUUUGUUGUGUGUUCAACAACAUCCUAAUGAUCGACCCACAAUGUCAUCGGUGGUUAUGAUGUUAGGCUGUGAAAUUCCUUUGUCGCAACCAAAACAACCCGGAUUUUUCAUAGAAAAUGAAGCCAUUGCAAUGAAAAGUGGCUCAAGUAAAGACAAAUCCUCUUCAACUAAUGAAUUAACUAUUACACUCCCAGAUCCAAGGUAAGUUUAGUUUAGAGCACACCUAAGAACCUUGCUUGAUCAAUGUUAGCUUGGAUAAGUGGUAUUCAAAGGCUAGAGUUUGGUUCUAUUAUCUGGAGUGCAUAUUAUCUCACAUUUGGAACAAUCCCUUUGAUUUCCCCUUAAAUUAUCUUUGUUCAUUAGUUUUUCUAGGAGUUUAUCGGACUAUGUUAACAUGAAUAUAUUAUUCUUCACCAUUACUGUCUUCAAAUUUUCUUUUAAUAUUACAUGACAAGUUCAUCGUAGA